UGCGACGACGACUACCGUCGAAUGCCACCCACGCACCGUAUGGUGCGGUCGCAGGCAUACGAUGAUAAUAAUUACAAUAAUAUUAAUAUUAUUAAUAAUAACGACUAGUCAGCGACAGUAAACACGAGAAACGAAAAUCGACCUUGUGCACGAUCGCAACAAACGGCGUGCACGAUAUUAUAAUAUGGUACUUACUAUUUGUAAGUAAUAAUAAUUAUUAUUUUAUAUUUUCUCUCAUACCCUCGCGCACAUGACAAAAUUGACAACAAAUUUUAUUUCGUAGUGCGCGCGCAGCACUUGAAUAAUAAUAAACAACGACGUCACGAUAAUAACGUAAGUAUCUGCGCGACGACGGUCCGUGCUAGACCGUGUUUGGUGUAUAGUUCGGUUAUCGUCGACUUUUGAUUAUUGUUCGAUUCUUUGCUGGUUCGUGUAACACACAACAGUCCGACAGUAGUCGGCAGUCGGCACUGGUAGUCGAUGCACGUCCGCGGUCGACGACAUGGACGAAUGUGACAAUUUGUUGGCGGACGGCGGAGGGAUCGACGUACAGUUUUCGGACGUUUCGUAUUCGGUAUCCGUCUGGACUCCAGGCAGGAUACUCGGUCCAGAGAAAAAACAUAUUUUAAGAAAUGUCAGUGGUACAUUCCGUAAGAAACAAGCAUGCGCUAUAAUUGGAUGUUCUGGAUCUGGCAAGUCUUCACUGUUGAAUUUCAUCUCUGGUUAUAAGACAUGUGGUUACAAAGGAGAUAUAAUUAUUAAUGGACAACCUCACAAUCAAAAACAAUUCAGAAAAGAAUUGAGUUAUAUAAUGCAAGAAGAUAAUUUACAACCUCAUCUUACUGUUUUAGAAUCAAUGGAAAUAGCUUCUAAACUUAGAAACUGUACUAUACAACUUGAUGUUUACCACAAAAUCUUAAUCAAACGAAUAUUAGAUAAUUUAAAGUUGUCAGAAAAAGAACAAACUUUGGCAGGAAAAUUGUCUGGGGGUGAACGUCGUCGACUGUCUAUUGCUGUAGAAUUAAUACGUAAUCCAAAAGUGAUGUUUUUUGAUGAACCAACAACAGGUUUAGAUGUGGUAUCUGCUAAUUGUGUGGUAUCUAUGUUAAGAGACUUAGCCAAUUGUGGUAAAACAAUUAUAUGUACUAUUCAUCAGGCAUCUGCUUCUCAAUUAGAAAUGUUUAAUGCAUUAUACAUAUUAUCACCCACUGGUCAAUGCAUUUACCAUGGACAGUCAUCAAGACUUAUAAGUUAUCUAUCAUCUGUUGGUCUCCACUGUCCCUUACAUCAUAAUCCUGCAGAUUUCGUCAUUGAAGUGAGUUCUGGAGAAUACGGUGAUCACAAUGAAACACUAGUAAAGUAUAUCAAUAACGGUAAAUCAAAUGAUUGGAAUAACGACAAAAGUAUUGAAAACAGUGUUCAAAUGCAAAGUCAUCGUUCUAAUUAUUCUAGACAUAAAUGCAUCUCAAAGUUUUUCAAUGAACUACGAAUACUAAUUAGUAGAACAUUAAUCAUCUCAUCUAGAGACAGUGACUUUAUCAGAGUUAGAAUAUUUGUACCUCUUUUAAUGAGUUUUCUGUUUGGUUCAGUAUAUUUAAAUAUUGGCAAAAGUGGUUCAUUCACUAGGGAUAAUGUAAUAAUGUUAUACUUCAGUAUGAUGACAAUUGUUUACUUAUCUGCCUACUCAAUGUCUAUAAAAUUCCCAAUGGAGUUAUUACUUAUGCGAUUAGAAUACUUCAACCAGUGGUAUUCACUUCGUUCAUAUUACACGUGUGUGACAUUAAUGGAUCUACCUUUACAGAUUAUAUCUACAGGACUAUUUUGUAUCGUGAUUUAUUUAAUGACUGGACAGCCAUUUGAAUUAUUUAGAUUUUUAAUGGUUUUUUUAAUGUUGAUUGUAACUGGUUUGAUGUCUCAAGCAACAGGCAUGUUGAUUGCAAUUUUAUUUAAGAAUUUUCUUAUAAAUACUAUUGUUAUAUCUUCUAUUAUUUUACCAUUGACAAUAUUUGCGGGCAUUAUGUUACGUAUUAAUGACACACCAAAAAUAUAUAGUUGGAUUUAUGAUAUAUCCAUGUUAAAACAUUCUAUGCAAGGUAUUUUACAUGCUAUUUAUGGCUUCAAAAGAUCUGAAUUGCCAUGUCCAGAAAUAUAUUGUUACAAUGGUUCACCAGAAUCAGUUCUCAAGGAUGUAAGCAUGAGUGAAAAUAUAUUUUGGAUUAGCAUUGGAUACAUCACAACUGUAUUUUUAUUUCUUAAAAUUUGUACUUAUGUUAUUUUAAAACAUAAACUUUCUUGAUGAAAAUAAUUUAAAAUGUUAAAUUGACAAAUACUUAUUACUAGUCAAUAUUAAAAUUUUUAAAUAAUCUAUUUUAUUUGGAUAAAAUAUUAUUUUUACAAUUUAAUAAUUUCAUAUCUUUUGCAAAGUUAUAGAUAAUUGAAAAAAUAUUAUAUUUAUUAACUUACAAAUAUAGCUAUAGUUUAUCUAUAGCCAUGGUUUUAAGGCAUUGUAACCAUGAGGUGGGAGGAGGUAUAGAGAUGAUACCCAUAUUAACCUUGACGCAAAAAGUUGUUAAUGCUUUUGCUUUUUUUAUAUAUAUAUAAUUAUAGUUCAAGUUCAUAUGUUUUAAAAAUAAUUUAUUUCCCUAAUUAUACUAUAUUUCUUAAACAAUAUUAUAAUUUUGCAAAUGUCAUGGUUAAUUGGAUAGAUUAUUGUUGUGUAUUUUGUGUUAAAAUUGAACCUAUUCAGUAAGAUGUUGAUAAUCUGAAAAUUACGGUGGUUGGGGUAAUAACAAAUUUAAUGACUAUUUUAUUAUAUUUUCUUUUACUAAAAUGUUUUUCUAAAUGAACAUACAAUAAUGAAUACAGAUGAAUGUUUUAAACUGCACAAUAAUACACAUACAGACCCUAAAAACAUUGCUUAAUUUGCAUUACAACUGAAUUUGAAUGACACUAUUGACGUAAUUUUUCUUUUUAAUUCUUAUUAGGGGCUAAGAAAUCUAGCGCUCAAGUAUGCCAUCCGAGUAUCCACUUUAAAAUAUCUAAUCACCCAUGAUUACAAUUAAUUUUCUAAUAAAUAAAUAUUAAAUUAAAAUUCUAUCCAAAAUGAAACCUAAUAUCUUAGUAGUAAUUUUUAAUUAGGUUUAUCAUCGUUAUACUUUAUAAUUUAAAGGGUAACAAUUAUAGUUUGCAAGUACAUUCAGGCCAAGAGGCAACACAAUGUUACUGUGUUUAAAAAAAUGUGGCUGUUGAAAAUUAUUAUAUUAAAAAUAAAAACCAAAAAAAUCUUCAGAGAUAACAUUUGCUUUGGACUGAAUGUGGUUUAAUACUUCACAUAAAAAUGUUUAUUAUUCAAGUAAUAUUUUUAUUUGGUGUUUUUUGUUAAUUAGUAUUAUACCAUUAUUGUUUUUCUUUGUUAAUUGAUCUGAUUAUGUUCUUAAUUUUUUUUAUUUAAAUCUAUAGUUAGUAACCAGUACCCACUUGAUUGUAACAUGAAAUCUCUUGAUUUCUGAUCUCAAAACCAACGAAUUUAUAAACAUGUAUUUCAUUUUAUUAUUCCAUAAUAUAUUGUUUUGCUCAAAUUACAA
Aphis gossypii (cotton aphid) is the source of this 3584-nucleotide messenger RNA. Its product is annotated as ATP-binding cassette subfamily G member 4-like. Gene Ontology annotation, molecular function: ATP binding; ABC-type transporter activity; ATP hydrolysis activity. The transcript is spliced from 12 exons. Gene Ontology annotation, cellular component: plasma membrane. Lineage: Eukaryota; Metazoa; Arthropoda; Insecta; Hemiptera; Aphididae. The coding region runs from base 503 to 2296 and encodes 597 amino acids. The record is from RefSeq and is a predicted model, not a curated record.